Messenger RNA from Chondrus crispus (carragheen), 1548 nucleotides. RefSeq names its product Protein disulfide-isomerase, PDIA-4 Endoplasmic reticulum lumen. The transcript has 2 exons. Gene Ontology annotation, cellular component: endoplasmic reticulum. Bases 1 to 1479 code for a protein of 492 amino acids. Gene Ontology annotation, molecular function: protein disulfide isomerase activity. Gene Ontology annotation, biological process: response to endoplasmic reticulum stress; protein folding. The record is from RefSeq and is a predicted model, not a curated record. Lineage: Eukaryota; Rhodophyta; Florideophyceae; Gigartinales; Gigartinaceae.
AUGAUUCGCGCUCUCUCUCUUGCCUUCUUCACCGUCUGCCUUGUGGCUGUCCAGGCUGGCGAGGAUGUCAUCGUCGGUACCAAGGACAACUUUGACGAUCUCGUCGGAAAGGAUGAGCUCACCCUAGUCAAGUUUUACGCGCCCUGGUGCGGUCAUUGUAAGAAGAUGGCCGGCGAUUUCAAAGAGGCUGCCACCGAGCUCAAGGGCAAGGCCGUCCUCGUUGAUCUCGACGCCACCGUCGAGAAGGACCUUGCACAGAAGUACGGCAUCCAGGGUUUCCCCACCCUAAAGCUAUUUUCUAAGGGAGAGGUUGUGUCUGACUACAAGGGUGGCCGCACGAAGGAUGCCCUGAUCCAGUACAUUGAGCGCGCGCUUCUCCCAAGUGUCACAGAAUGUGCCGACGCUGAUGCCGUCGCUGCUUUCGCGAAAGACAACUCUGGAAAGGCGAUCGUCUUUGGUAUCGCUCUCGACAAGUUGGCUUCGGAUUACACCAAGGUCAGCAUGGGUCUUCGCGAUGUCAUGCCGGACGCCAUCGCCUUUGGCUCGGUUAAGGACUCUUCCUUGUUGAAGAAGUACUCCGACAAGCUUGCUGCGGAUUCCGUUCUCAUCGUCCGCGAUGAUGAGUCGACUGACGUCUUCACCGGAAAGGGAGAAGAGCUCGAAGCAUGGGCCAAGGUCAGUGCCCUUCCGCUCUUCGCCGAACUCAGCCGUGAUAAUGCCUCCCUCUACACCGAACUCGAGAAGCCGAUCUUUAUCCUCUUCCAAGACCCAGACAAGAAAGACGAGAAGGUCAAUGAAGCCGUCUCUGAAGUCGCCAAGAAGCAUCGCGCUUCGGGUGCCAUCGCCUUUACAUGGAUUAACAGCAUCGGUCUCGAGAGCUUUGCUAAACAUGUUGGUGUCGAAGACAAGUCGCCUGCCAUUGCCAUUUAUCUAUUCAAGGGUGAUGUCAAGUAUUUAUAUGAAGACGAGUACAGCCCGGAGUCGCUUGGCAAGUGGGUGCAGGCAUUUGUAGAUGGAAAGAUUACCCCGACUACCAAGUCGGAGCCCGUCCCUGAGAAGAACGAUGAACCCGUCAAGAUCGUCGUCGGUGAGUCAUGGGCUGAUGUUGUCGAGGACGACUCGAAAGAUGUCCUCAUCGAACAGUAUGCCCCGUGGUGCGGCCACUGCAAGAAGCUUGCUCCUAUUCUCGACGAGCUUGCCACUGAUCUGAAGGGUAUCGAAACUCUUGUCAUUGCAAAGAUGGAUGCUACCAAGAACGAUGCCCCAGUAGACUACAAGGCUCAGGGCUACCCGACCCUGCACUUCUUCCCGGCCGGAUCAACAAAGGGAAAGCCGUACGAUGGCGGUCGAACAAAGGAAGACUUCAUCAAGUACUUCAAGGAAAAUGCGACACACAAGGAGGGCAUUGAAAUGCCAGAGAAGAAGGAGAGCGACGAAGAGAGCAAGGAUGAAGAAGAGGCAGAUAAGGAGGAGUUGUAAGCUCUUUGUCACCGAAGUGUAGAAAGACGUGUGCGUAGAUGAUGUAAAUAGCAGAUCUACGUAAACAAA